This is a messenger RNA of Medioppia subpectinata, 732 nucleotides long. The record is from the annotation of a GenBank genome assembly. Lineage: Eukaryota; Metazoa; Arthropoda; Arachnida; Sarcoptiformes; Oppiidae.
CCGGUAAUGUUUUGGAUUCACGGUGGUGGACUGAGUAUUGGCUCAAUAUUUCAGCCCCUAUACAAUGGCAGCAUAUUGGCCACCAACGAUGUGAUAGUGGUCUCUGUUAAUUACCGCCUAGGUCCUUUUGGAUUUUUAUACGCCGGUGCCGAUCACGAGCAUACAGUGGCCGGCAAUGCGGGCUUUUAUGACCAGCUACUGGCCCUGCAAUGGGUAAGGGAUAAUAUACACUUGUUUGGUGGCGAUAAAAACAUGGUAACCAUAUUUGGUCAAAGCGCGGGCAGUUGGUCGGUGUCGGCACAUGUGUUGUCUCCGUUAUCUAAAGGCCUAUUCAAGAGGGCUAUUAUGUCGAGUGGAGCCCAUAUGUACAGUAAGCGCAGGGAUAUUGUGACCAAAACGGAUGCUGUAAAUAUGGCUAAACAUUUGGCACGUGAUCUAAAUUGCGAUGACCAUGGUGAUUGGGUAGAUUGUUUGCGAAAGAUUGACGCACACGAGUUGGUCAAGUCUAUGACGCCGUUGACGUUCCCGGUGUUGGGCACCAAGUUUUUGCCCCUUUCGGCCGCUGAGGCUUUCCAGCAAAAUAUGUUUAAUUCAGACAUAGAUCUUUUGGCUGGUGUGAGCCGAGACGAGGGUCCAUUGUUGGCCAAAGUUUCCUACCCAUAUGUGUUUGGUGCAAAUAUUACAAUGGAUAAAUUUAUGGAAACCUUGAACAAAUUAAAUAAUGUAUUUCAC